AUGGCUUAAUUCAUCGAAAAUUAUAUACAAUCUAAAAUUAAAGGCAAGCAGCAUAAUAAGAAGCAGCUCUCCCUAAAGAACCUAGAAAUUCAACUAGAUUUUGACUAAGAUUUAUAUGCCUAAUCAGAUAGACUGCAUCAUCAGAGAAACCAUGGAAAUCCUGAAUUCUCACAGUAAUUUAAAAAGCUAUCAAAACCUCCCUCAUCUACUAAAAACUUCUCUUAAAACAAUUAGUUUUUCGGAAAAAGCACAACUUAGAGGAAUCUCGAUAGUCAACUGACUUCGACUAUGUCUAAUGGGGGACCAAGGAGUCCAAGGCUUGUUGGCACUACGUAAAAUCUCCAGAUGAUACCAGUCUUUGAAUGGUACUUUUACCCCGAAUGCGCUCUCAAGAAUAAUCAAGUUCUCAAGCAAAUGAAGACCAAUCAAAACAUUAGGUUCGAGGGCUUUGAUAUUUUAGAUACUUAGAGUAAUUAGCAACUAGAGUCUGAUGAGAGCAUAAGUGAGGACUAAUUUAUGGAUGAUUAGUCGGAAGAAGAAAAGUCCAUGCGACACUAUGCUGAUGACUACUAUCAUGUUAAUUCGGGUGCAAAUACUCCUAGAACAGAAUAUCACUUGCUGAAUGCUUUAGCUACUCCUUAAUAGAGGAAGAAUGCAACACCGAAAACAAUCUUUACAGGCUAAGCUCCAUUAACUCCAAGGUCAAAUGGAGAAUCUAAUAAGAAGUAUAGGCUAAAAGAGACAAGAGAUUCGCUCUAGCAAUUUAAUGACACCGAAUUAUGUAAGACACUAGGAGUAAUGAUGCAAGAAAAUCAGAUGCCUUUCAAAUAUAAAACAGUUGGAUAUCUUAAAAAGAUUUUAUCUUGUCCAGAUAUUGAAGAGAUGGCAAAAGACUUCAGGUAGAGAGAGCAUAAAAACAAGAGUUGGCAGCACACUGAGUAAAUCAAUAAGGAUCUAUCAAGGACUAAAAUUCUAAAUGACAACAUUAAGCUGCAUAAUGAUGUACACAGGGUUAUUGAAUUCUAUUGCUAAUAGAAAAAUGUAUCAUAUUGCCAGGGCAUUCUAGAGGUGCUUCUACCUUUCUUACUGUUGAAAUAGCAAGGCCCUAUGGAGUUUGAGAACCAAUUUUUGCAAACUUAAAAUGGAGAUUUCAUGAAUAACUUUGAUUUGUCUUAUGUUUACGCUUACUUUAGAAGAUUCGUCCAGCUGUACACUCCUAAUACUUUGCAUGCUAAAUUCAAUGGAAGAGGUAAUAGUUUGCCCUAUCUAAAGUGUUCUUUAUUUCUUGUGGAAUAACUUCUUUAAUAUCAUGAUAAGGAACUGUACCUUCAUUUGAAGCAUUACAAAAUAUUUUUUGAAAUGUUUGCUACAUCGUGGCUGAUAACGUUAUUCACCAGAUUAGUCGAUUUCGGUCUGAUAUAUGAAGUCUGGGAAAUAUUCCUAUUUGAAAGAGACAGAUUCUUGAUAUUUUAUAUGACUGUUGCCUUCUUAAAGAUUUUUAGAUACCAAAUUCUUAAGCUUACGCAAUUCGAAAAGAUUUUGAAGUUUUUAACAUCUGAUAUUAAGAUCCAUGAUUUCGACUAAUUAUACAAUCUUUACAUGGAAUGUAUCACAAUUAGAUCAUACACACCUCUCUCAUUUUAAAUAAUGGUAUCAAAGCUUGGUCUAUUCGAUUCUGACUCAAUUAUAUCUAAUGAGGAACUUGAGAUUAUGGAGUCGUUUAAAAUCAGGUAGCAUCUAAACAUUUUACCAAAAGAAAUUACAAAUGGAGCAUAACUGUUCCAGAAUUCAACGAAUAACAAUAAAUAUUUGAAUUUGAUGGUGCUAUCAGAAAAUGAAUAGGCAGUUUAUUUAUGCACCCAAGAUAGCAUGACAAACGAGCAAGCUUAAAAGAAAUUGCAGGAUCCGAUCUAAAGGAUCAAUGAACUCAAGCUAUCUUGUGCAAAUGAGAUCAAAGUGGGUGCUAAUGUAAAAUAUCUCUUACUAGAUCUUAGAAUAAGCAAGAAACCAAAACUAGAUCAGAUAUUUGGAGCCAAAGUUCCCUAUAGAGAAAUAAAUAUCGAGUCAAUUAAGGAUAGUAUGAUAAACAUCCUAAAUCUUAAUGGAAUAAAUCAGUAUCAUUUAGUGCUCGUCAUGAACAACUCUAACAUUAUUGAGCAAGGUAACUCCAAGUAACAGCCAUUAUCUAAAGAAUAAAAUAUUGAUCUAGUAAUAUACAAAAAAGUAAUGGAAAAUCUAAAAAAGAGAAACCAUGUAAGUGUAUUAGAGAAUGGAAUCAGAGAUCUUAUAAAAUGA
Messenger RNA from Stylonychia lemnae, 2295 nucleotides. The record is from the annotation of a GenBank genome assembly. Lineage: Eukaryota; Ciliophora; Spirotrichea; Sporadotrichida; Oxytrichidae.